This is a messenger RNA of Nicotiana tabacum (common tobacco), 1076 nucleotides long. RefSeq names its product NDR1/HIN1-like protein 6. Gene Ontology annotation, cellular component: plasma membrane. Gene Ontology annotation, biological process: defense response to other organism. The record is from RefSeq and is a predicted model, not a curated record. NCBI's taxonomy places the organism in Eukaryota, Viridiplantae, Streptophyta, Magnoliopsida, Solanales, Solanaceae.
UCCAUUUACAUGCCCACUAUAGUUUGUAUAUUUUUAUUGUCACUUUUUCAACGUCCCUAUAUAUAUAUACAUAAAAAUCUUGGUCCAAGAAAAUACCUUUUGUAUAACAUUUUGCUCUCGUUUGUUCUUAAUCUUGUAACAACAUUUUGUUUUCCAUGGCCGAUCACCAAAAAAUUCAUCCCGCUCCGGCACCAGAGCCGCAGCAGGAAGCGCUACCCAAACCCACGGCUCCGUUGGUGCCACGUGGCUCUUCGCGGUCAGAGAACGGCGAUCCUGAGCGGCAGCAACCACCUUUGAGAAGGUCAUUAACCCCAUAUUCACCAUCAAAACAACCAAAGAAAAGAAGCUGCUGCAAAAAAUGCUUGUGUUGGUCCUGUUGCCUAUUUUUCCUACUGAUCAUACUCUUAGGCAUUUUAGCUGCCAUUAUUUACUUUGUCUUCCAACCAAAAAUACCAAAGUACUCUGUCGACAGCAUGAGAAUUACACAAUUCAACAUCAACAAUGACAUGAGCUUGUCCGCAACAUUUAACGUGAACAUCACUGCAAGAAAUCCCAACAAAAAGAUUGGAAUUUACUAUGAAAAUGGAAGCCAUUUGAGUGUAUGGUACAAAGGCACGAAUUUAUGUGAAGGGUCAUUGCCAAAGUUUUAUCAAGGCCAUAGAAAUACCACUGUACUUAACGUGAAAAUGACAGGGCAAACAGAGAAUGCUACCAAUUUGUUGCAGUCAUUGCAGGUGGAUCAACAGAGUGGAACUAUUCCAUUGAAUCUUCGAGUUAAGGUUCCAGUGAGGAUAAAGCUGGGAAAAUUGAAGCUUACGAAAUGGAAGUUUUUGUUGAAGUGUAGACUAAACGUGGAUAGCUUGUCUCAGGAUAAUGUUAUUCGGAUUAGGGAUAAUAAGUGUAAGGUCCGGUUUAGGUUUUAAAUUGGUCCAUUCUUGAUUAUAGUCCACCAUGUACACUUUUAUUUUACUUUUUACUCAAUAAAUCUGGUGGAGGAUUUUAGAUUAUAUUCUUUUGAGAGCUUUUCACAAUAAUGCUGUUUUGUAAUUUGUUAUAAUAAAUUAUUGGAUUUUUUA